GAAAGGUCGCGCGCAUGCGCGGCAGUCAACGCUAUGGAGCCCGCCAGUGCUUUCCGCUGUCACGUCGUCCUCGCGUUGCUGGCCGCCCUGCUCCGGGCGCACGCCGUUACUUCGGACAAGCAACAGGGCUGCCAUCACUAUGCCGGAGGGCACGUUUAUCCGGGGGAGGCUUUCCGAGUGCCGGUUUCUGACCACUCGCUGCACCUCAGUAAAGCCAAGAUUUCAAAACCUGCACCAGAUUGGGAAGGUACGGCGGUAAUAGAUGGAGAAUUCAAAGAGCUGAAACUUGCAGAUUUUCGAGGGAAAUACCUUGUCUUUUUUUUCUACCCACUUGAUUUUACUUUUGUUUGCCCCACUGAGAUAAUAGCUUUCAGUGACAGAAUAAAUGAAUUCAGAUCGAUUAAUACUGAUGUCGUGGCCUGCUCUGUUGAUUCCCAGUUUACGCACUUGGCAUGGAUAAAUACACCAAGAAAACAAGGUGGACUAGGACCAAUGAAGAUUCCACUUCUCUCAGAUCUUACACACCAAAUUGCAAAGGAUUAUGGUGUGUAUUUGGAGGACCAAGGGCAUACACUUAGAGGCCUUUUUAUUAUUGAUGACAAAGGAUUACUGAGACAAAUAACAAUGAAUGAUCUUCCGGUGGGCCGGUCAGUAGAUGAAACACUUCGAUUGGUCCAAGCAUUUCAGUACACUGAUACGCAUGGUGAAGUUUGCCCAGCUGGUUGGAAACCUGGAAGUGAUACGAUAAUUCCAGAUCCAGCUGGAAAACUGAAGUAUUUUGAGAGAGAACUUUAAAUCACUAUGUUUUUAAUCAACUUGACUGAAACAAUAAACUGACUUGUAAUGUG
Molecule: messenger RNA, 848 nt
Organism: Amblyraja radiata (thorny skate)
Lineage: Eukaryota; Metazoa; Chordata; Chondrichthyes; Rajiformes; Rajidae
Gene: prdx4
Product: peroxiredoxin 4
Exons: 7
Coding region: 34-795 (253 amino acids)
Biological process (GO): cell redox homeostasis; hydrogen peroxide catabolic process; response to oxidative stress
Cellular component (GO): endoplasmic reticulum; cytosol
Molecular function (GO): thioredoxin peroxidase activity
Source: RefSeq, a predicted model, not a curated record